CUUCCCCAACUGAGCUCACAAAAUCAGAUUUUGGCGCUCGAAAUCGGAGCGGUGGUUCACUAUGUCGGCGAUAUACGUGUUAGAGCCUCCGACGAGGGGGAAGGUGGUGAUCACGACGACGUAUGGCCCUCUCGACAUCGAGCUCUGGCCCAAAGAGGCUCCCAAGGCCGUACGGAACUUCGUCCAGCUCUGCCUCGAAGGCUACUACGAUAACACCAUCUUUCACCGCGUUAUUAAGGGUUUUCUCAUUCAGGGCGGCGACCCCACCGGAACUGGCACAGUGUGGUUUAUCCUUGUUUGUAGGUGGUGAGAGUAUAUAUGGCGGUGUUUUUGGUGAUGAGUUUCAUUCGCGUUUGAGAUUUAAGCAUAGGGGAUUAGUUGCUUGUGCAAAUGAGGGUUCACCCAAUUCCAAUGGGAGUCAGUUUUUCAUGUCUUUGGACCGAUGCGAUUGGCUUGACCGAAAACACACCAUUUUUGGGAAGAUUACUGGCGAUUCAAUUUAUAAUCUUACGAGGUUAGGAGAAGUUGAAACUGAUAAGAAUGAUCGUCCAUUGGAUCCACCCCCAAAGAUAUUAUCAGUUGAGGUAUUGUGGAAUCCAUUUGAUGAUAUUGUACCAAGAGAACGUGUAAAAUCUAAGGAACUUUCAACAAGUGACACUGACAAUAAAGAUACGAAGAAAAAAGCUGUUAAAAAGUUGAAUUUACUUUCAUUUGGAGAAGAAGCUGAAGAAGAGGAGAAGGAAUUAGCAGCUGUAAAGAAAAAAAUCAAGAGCAGUCAUGAUGUACUCGAUGAUCCUCGUCUUCUGAAGGAUGCUAUUCCAAAUGAUGAAUUGAGUUCUGAAGCCAAAAGAGAAAAAAGGGGUGUGCAGUUAUCUGUCAGAGAAGCGCUAAACUCAAAGAAAGAGGAGUUUCAGAAGGAUUUAAAAAAAUCUUUUAGUGAUGAUGAUGGUGAUGAUGAAGAUGAGGCAAACUUUGAUGCACGAAUGCGGCAGCAAAUUCUUAGGAAAAGGAAUGAAUUGGGAGAUUUACCACCUAAGCCAAAAUUGCGUAAUGGAAAUUCGAAGACAAAGGGUCGUGAGGUAUCUCCAUCUAGGUCGGAUGAUGAACGACCUAGAAUGGAAAAACUAGCUUUGAAGAAAAAAGGAAUAGGAUCAGACGUGAGAGCUGAACGUAUGGCCAAUGCCAAUCUAGACUUACAGCUAUUGAAUGAAGCUGAAAGAGGAAGACAAUUGCAAAAACAGAAGAAGCGUAGACUUCAAGGACGUGAAGAUGAGGUUCUAGCAAGACUAGAGAAGUUCCGGAAGAACGUACUUGAGAAACCUGUGGAACCAAGCAGUGAAACUGGAAGUGGUGGCACCGAUGAGGACGUGUCUGACUGGAAAGCUGUUCGUUUAAAAUUUGCUCCUGACAGCAAGGAUCGCAUGUCUCGGAGGGAAGACCUCAAUGACUAUGUCGUUGUUGACCCACUUUUGGAGAAAGGAAAGGAGAAGUUCAAUAAAAUGCAAGCAAAGCAAAAGAGACGAGAACGGGAAUGGGCUGGCAAAUCGCUCACAUGAUGCCUUCUUUUUCAAGUUCCAACUUUACAUUACAGGGAUAUGAAUAUAUCAUAAGAUUGAAAGAAACUAAUGAGCUAAAUUGCAUGCAAAUUCGUCUUUGUCAUGUGCAGAUAUCAAAUCAAGUCUCGAUAGGAUAGAUUUGCUACAAAAGCAGUGGAGACUGGAGUUUGAGUUGCAUGUUUUUAUGGCAUAUCUUUCUUUCUCAAUCUCAAGUGCAAAAUGAGUGCCUUUGGUAUUGCUCUCUCAAUCUCUCCUUUAACCUUUUUUAUUUUUAUUUUGUUGACAAUUUUGAUUCGAAGUAGAGAGUUCAAAUAUAUUGUGUACAUACAUAGUGUAACUUUUGUUUUGUGUGCAUUUUAAUUAUUUGGGAAUAUCU
Molecule: messenger RNA, 1932 nt
Organism: Humulus lupulus (European hop)
Lineage: Eukaryota; Viridiplantae; Streptophyta; Magnoliopsida; Rosales; Cannabaceae
Product: peptidyl-prolyl cis-trans isomerase CYP57
Exons: 10
Coding region: 123-1556 (477 amino acids)
Biological process (GO): protein peptidyl-prolyl isomerization; protein folding
Cellular component (GO): catalytic step 2 spliceosome
Molecular function (GO): peptidyl-prolyl cis-trans isomerase activity
Source: RefSeq, a predicted model, not a curated record